UACAUAGAAUUCAACAAGACGAAUGUUAGUUUUAUUUUGGACAGCGCACUAUUACGUUAUUAAUUAGAACGCAUUUUUUACUCGAAAUUCACGAUGACUAAUAAAGUGUUAGCAAAUAAAUUUAAAGUGUUUUCAAGACACAAUGGAUUACGUUGUAUUUCAGUCCAACCGAAAUAUGAAUUCCUACCGAAAAAAUAUACGGGUCCCAGUAUGCAGCAAACAGAUGAGAUAAAGUCUAAAUUUUUCCCCCCGUCUGUCUAUAAUAUUUAUAAAAAGCCAGUGCUGUUACACCAAGGGCACAUGCAGUAUCUAUAUGACCACGAGGGUAGAAAGUAUUUGGAUUUGUUUGGAGGCAUUGUUACAGUUUCCGUGGGGCAUUGUCACCCGAAAGUUGUUUCAGCUCUUAAGAAACAAAUAGAAACACUAUGGCAUACCACUAAUAUAUAUCGGCAUCCUAAAAUAUACGACUACAUACAGAAGCUUGUAUCAAAGUUUCCUGGAGAUUUGAAGGUGGUCUAUUUAGUAAACAGUGGUACUGAGGCGAAUGAUCUAGCAACAGUAUUAGCAAAGGCGUAUACUGGUAAUCAUGACAUCAUAUCACUGCAGAACAGCUACCAUGGGUACUCCAGUGCCCUCAUGGGUCUUACCGCGACUCAGAGCUAUCGCAUGCCUUUGCCGGUUCCACCAGGUUUUUAUCACGCUAUGCUUCCUGAUCCAUUUAGAGGUAUUUGGGGGGGAUGCAGAGACUCGCUCUCACAAGUGCCGGGAUCAUGCACCUGCCCAGGUGACUGCGAUUCAACUGAAAAAUACAUUCACCAACUCAAAGAGCUUUUAGAGAAUUCUGUGCCGGCUGGUAAGAUUGCUGGCUUAUUUGCGGAGUCGAUACAAGGAGUCAAUGGCACAGUGCAGUUUCCAAAAGGAUAUCUUAGAAAAGCUUACGAAUUAGUUAAAAAAUAUGGUGGCGUAUACAUUGCCGAUGAGGUACAGUCUGGUUUUGGGCGUACGGGUGAUGCUUUCUGGGGUUUCGAGACCCAUGGUGUCACACCAGACAUAGUAACGAUGGCUAAAGGCAUUGGCAACGGCUUCCCAAUGGCAGCUGUGGUUACGACGAAGGAAAUAGCUGCUGCACAUACCCGAGCAACGUAUUUCAAUACUUUUGGAGGGAACGCACUAUCUGCUGCUGUGGGUGAAUCCGUAUUAAACGUCAUAGAAGAGGAGCACCUUCAGGAGAACUGCAAGAUUCUUGGAGCAUACUUCAUAGAACAACUUAUGCAAUUGCAAAAACAUCAUCCAGUUAUCGGCGAUGUGCGGGGCAAGGGACUCAUGUUAGGAAUCGAAUUGGUAGUUCCUCACACAAAGCAACCGUUAGCGGUUGAUGAUAUCCUAACAAUAUUCGAAAGAAUCAGGGAUCACGGUAUUCUUAUAGGGCGUGGCGGGCGUUAUAAUAAUGUUUUAAGAAUAAAACCACCGAUGUGUAUUAAUAAAGAAGAUGUCGAUUUCGCUAUAACUGCUUUAGAUAAAAUAUUAAAAGAAUUUUCGAUUGCGAAUAUUAAAGAAUAAUUACUUAGAACCAAAUAUUGGUUGCAUUUUUAUUUUAACCAACCCUAAUAAG
This is a messenger RNA of Chilo suppressalis (striped riceborer), 1612 nucleotides long. NCBI's taxonomy places the organism in Eukaryota, Metazoa, Arthropoda, Insecta, Lepidoptera, Crambidae. The record is from the annotation of a GenBank genome assembly.